This is a messenger RNA of Phoenix dactylifera (date palm), 3272 nucleotides long. Its product is annotated as histone deacetylase 5-like. Gene Ontology annotation, molecular function: histone deacetylase activity. Gene Ontology annotation, biological process: epigenetic regulation of gene expression. NCBI's taxonomy places the organism in Eukaryota, Viridiplantae, Streptophyta, Magnoliopsida, Arecales, Arecaceae. The record is from RefSeq and is a predicted model, not a curated record. Gene Ontology annotation, cellular component: histone deacetylase complex; cytoplasm.
AUAACGGAAAUAACAAUUGUUAUUACAAUAACCUUUCUUUAAUGUUAUGAUACGAAACAAUGAAGAAUAAGAAUAAUAACUGUAUAAAGAAAUAGUAGACCAGAUGUUACUUUCACUUGAUGAACAAUGAAACUACCAAAUGAUGACUAGUAUUUUGUCACUAGUGGUCUCUGCAUUAGUAUAACAACCGAAUUAUCAUCAUCGUUUAGUUACCACUUAAAUACAUAUAUUAUUAUAAUCUCUUAUUAUAAUAUGGUGACGGCUUGUAACAUAGUGAUUGUUAUAAUGCCAUUAAAAUCUUUAGUGAUUUUUGAGUAAUCUGUUCUUAAUCUUAUAGCAUCUUUUUUACCAAGAUAAAAGGAGAGGGGGUCUGUGGUACAACCUAAAAAGGCAUCAUAUCUUCUUGAUGCGAUACAAAUUGUUGGUUUGAUUGGAAAACUAGAUGGCAUCAUAGCAUGUAGGACCAUGCUCCAUUCUUUAGUUCAAAAAACUUCAAAACUUCAGAGAGAGAAAGAACACCAUUUUCCCUCCAAGUCUCUUCUUUCUUUUAACGUUAGCAGAAAAGUCCAACGGAAGGCGAGUUCCCAAGUUGUCCAUAUCCCUUUUCUACCGCAGUUAAAAAUGUUCUCGACUUCUUUAAAAUUAAAUACCCCACCCCUAUUCAUAUGCCCAAAAGCUCUGGUGCUCUUCCACUCUACCCCUGGUCCUCUUUGUUCCUUCCGUCCGAGCUCUCUCGGUGUCGAUAAUGGCAGCACCGGAAGAUCCCCGCCGCCGGCGCGUUGGCCUCCUGUAUGACGAGCGGAUGUGCCGCCACGCCACCCCCGACGGCGAGAUUCACCCGGAGAAUCCCGACCGGAUCCGCGCCAUCUGGCAGAAGCUCGAGUCCGAGGGGAUUCCCCAGAGGUGCAUAGUUCUGAGUGCCAAGGAAGCUGAGGACAAGUACAUAGCAUCUGUUCAUACCCAAAGACAUGUCAAACUGAUUAAGAAUAUCAGCUCAAAAAAAUUUAAUUCUCGACGUCUUAGGAUUGCCUCAAAUUUCAAUUCUAUAUAUUUUAACAAGGGUUCAUCUGAAGCUGCUUCCCUUGCAGCAGGUUCACUUAUUGAGGUGUCUGAAAAGGUGGCCAAAGGGGAUUUGGAUUCUGCUAUUGCCAUUGUGAGGCCUCCUGGCCAUCAUGCAGAACCUGAUGAAGCUAUGGGCUUUUGUCUCUUCAAUAAUGUUGCAAUUGCAGCUAAUUUUCUCUUGAAUGAAAGGCCAGAGUUAGGCAUAAGAAAGAUGCUAAUUGUGGAUUGGGAUGUUCACCAUGGUAAUGGCACUCAGAAUAUGUUUUACAAGGACCCUCGGGUAUUGUUCUUUUCUGUUCACAGGUCUGCAUGUGUCACUACAACAAGAAACUUGGUGGAGUCGGUUCCUCCUGAUACAGGCUGGUUUGCCCCUGCGGCAUACAGAACCUCGUUUCGGUACUUCAGGAGAAAGUAUAGCAUCAUAAUGUUUGAUUUUGGAAGCUUCUAUCCUGCUCGUGAUGAUGGUUCAUAUUGCAUGAUUGGUGAAGGGCCGGGUGCAGGAUAUAACAUCAAUGUUCCUUGGGAACAAGGACAAUGUGGUGAUGCAGACUAUAUGGCUGUCUGGGACCAUGUAUUGCUUCCUGUGGCCGAAUCUUACAAUCCUGACAUUAUAAUGAUUUCUGCUGGAUUUGAUGCAGCUGUUGAUGAUCCACUUGGUGGUUGUUGCAUCACCCCAUAUGGAUAUUCACUCAUGCUGAAAAAGCUGAUGGGGUUUGCUCAAGGAAAGAUAGUGAUGGCCCUCGAAGGAGGUUACAAUCUUAAGUCUAUAGCAAAUUCAGUUCUUGCUUGUGCAAAAGUUUUGUUGGAAGAAAAACCCUUAGUUGGAUCCAUAGAGGCACAACCUUUAGAGUCCACAUGGCGUGUCAUACAAGAGGUUUGUCAUGAACUAAAGACAUUCUGGCCGGCAUUGUCUGUUGAGUUACCACAAAAAUUAUUGGUUAGCUGUAGGAGACCUUGCUCAAUUGAGCUAAACUUGAGCUCUAGCUCUGAGUCUACUGUGGAGAAUGAUGAGGGAGCUUCCACCACUUUAUGUGCCACAAACUUCGUUGACAUUAUUGAGCCCCUUUCAAAGUUGAAUAUCGAUGAAGAUAAUCAUUGGAAAGCAGUUGCCCCAGACCACAUUCCAACUAAGCAAAGUUCUGUUGUUUUAUCUGAGGAAUGUCCUAAUGCACAAGCAUUGAUGCCCGAUAAGAAUGUUGAUGGUUGUACACCUUGGAGAUCAGUUUUAUCAGAAACUGAAGUUUGGUAUGGCAGUUAUGGAUCAAAUAUGUGGAACCCAGAGUUUCUCUGCUACAUCAAGGGUGGAAAGGUAAGAUGCUUAUCAUAUGGACAGGUGGAAGGUAUGAAUGAACCAUGUCCUGGAUCACGAGAUAAAAGUUCACCGAAAGAUGUCAUCUGGAAAACUGUGCCUCAUCGGCUAUUCUUUGCAAGGUCUCUCACCUGCAGAUGGGGUAAAGGAGGAGUUGCUUUUCUUCAUCCUGAAAGCAACAAGAAUGACAAAGCCUACAUGUGCAUGUAUAGAAUAACACUCGAGCAGUUCAAUGAUGUAUUGCUUCAAGAGAAUAGUUUACAUCAAGAGAAUGGUAGAAGUCAAGGUGCAGGAACGCCUUUAUUGGUUCUAUCUGAUAUUGGUGUUGCUGCCGAAAACAAGUCAUUGCCCCUAGAGGCUCUCAAGGCUGGAUGCUAUUCUAACAUCCUUUAUUUGGGGGAGGAGGAUAACCUUCCAAUCUUAACUAUGACGUGCUCAUGCUCAGAGAUUGAUCAAUUUAGAUCUGGGGAAUUACCUGUAUCUGGCCCUUCAAAUGGUUACAUGAAUACAUUAGUGAGAGGAUUGGUAGAAGGGAAACAGAUUACCAGAGAGGAAGCAAUUGCUUACAUUAAUGAUGCUGCUACCAGAGAGUUAUAAGUACUCCUUGGGCCCCUCAUUUUUUCGCAUGGCAAAUUGUGUAGGUACAACGAUUAACACUGGACCAAAAGCAUACAGCUCGACCCUUCAGUGUGUAUAGCUUGUCUUUUAGAAGUUCUUGUAUGGUCUGCACAAGAGUGUGUUAUUAGAAAAUGUUUUUUGUUGAUAUGGUUCGUCUUUAAUUUGGUUUUGUUCGUCUUUAAUUAUUAAACUGAUAAGAGUUAAAUAUGUAGGAUCGCAAACUUUAUUCCAUAUGCUUGCAUUCGUCAUUCUAAGAAGCUUUAAAAUUACAAGCUUUUACAAA